UGCAACAGCCAUUGAUGUUUCUCACACAAGCUACCAGUCACGUUCCCUGACACCACACCAUGACACACACACACACACACACACGCCACCCCCCAUGUGUUUGACUCCUGCUUUCUGCCCCCCCAGGGGUAUUUGAUCGUCCUCUCAAUGCAGAUGGGUGGGGGAGGUGACGGGCGACGACUGACUGUCACUGUGGGGGUGUUGGACUCCCGAUGAGCUCCAAUCUCAUAUGCACAGAGUCCAUCAGAGUGUGAGUUAAUGCAAGCGGCAUCAAAACUUUUCGCUUGACUUUCUCUACUGUGUCAAGGGGUGCGCUAAAAGAAUGGCUCGGUCCAUAACAGCUACGCAGCAAUAGAAUUAGCUCAUUACGGUGAACUGGUUUUGAAUGUAGUUGCUGCAUUUUUUAGGGAUUUUGGGACAGCGCAAGAGUUACUCAACGUAAACUUUUCAACCUUCAACAACCUCAACAACCUCUCUCUGUUCCCUCCUCACCCUACACACUCAGGCCAGGAUGGAUCAUGACUGGCAUUCGAGCAGGCGAAGUGGCCAUCGGCACUAUGAUGAUGACGAAGACCAACAGUCCAUCUACAUCGGCGUUCCAGUUCCGCGGGGCUACAGACGCAAACGCCGUCGUCACCGCCACCGCCACAACGGGGAGGAGGGCCGCAGCGAGCGAAGACACGGUCGUCAUGAGCACCACGGCCGCGAGGAGCACUACGACGCCGACGACGGCUCAGAGGGACCCUCGCAUCAUCAGUCGCAGCAGUCGCUGUCCGACGUCAACUCCACAAUUUCCCCGGCCGCCGAGCGCCUGCGUUGUCUCCUGGGGGAGGAUGAUGAGCCGACCCCCACCAUCUUCACAGAGAUGGACACACUGCAGCACGAGGGGGGAGAGAUGGAGUGGAAGGAGUCUGCCAGGUGGGUGAAGUUUGAGGAGAAGGUGGAGAAGGGUGGUGAGAGGUGGAGCAAGCCCCACGUGUCCACUCUGACUCUGCACAGCUUGUUCGAGCUGCGCACCUGCCUACAGACUGGCAGCAUUCUGCUCGACCUGGAGGGAUACUCCUUGCCCCAGAUCAUCGACGACAUAGUGGAGCGUCAGGUCCAGGACGGGCUGAUCGGUGAGGAGCUGAGGGAACAGAUCAGCUUUGUGCUGCUGAGGAAACAUCGGCACCAGACCAAAAAGCCCAUUCACCGCUCACUGGCCGACAUCAGCAAGACCUCCAGCCCCACUCCAGCCAGACGUAGUCCUAGGACGGCAUCAGGUCUCCAUCGCUCCACUGAGGACCUGCAUGGCCGGAACAGUGGCAGCCUCGGACGGCUGCAUCACGCUCAGAGUCGCAGUAUGAACGACAUCUCUGAAACGCCCAGUACAGACCAGCUGAAGAAUAAGUUCAUGAAGAAGAUCCCACGGGAUGCAGAGGCUUCCAAUGUGCUGAUUGGAGAGGUGGACUUCCUGGACAAGCCAUUUGUGGCCUUCGUACGAUUGGCUCAAGCCACCACUUUGGGCGGGCUCACUGAGGUCCCUGUGCCCACCAGUAAGUCCGUGUUGAACCUGAAUGAGUUGGGACAGAUGAACGGGACAGCAGGAGGAGGUGGAGCUGCCUCUGACGACGAGCAGAUGCCUGCCCCUCACGAGCUGGGAGAGGAGCUGGCGUUUACUGGGAGGUUUUGUGGAGGUCUCUAUCUGGACAUCAAGCGCAAGCUGCCGCAUGUUUUCAGCGACAUCUACGAGGGCUUCCACAUCCAGUCCAUCUCGGCGGUGCUCUUCAUCUACCUGGGCUGCAUCACCAACGCCAUCACCUUCGGGGGCCUCCUGGGGGACGCCACAGACAACUACCAGGGUGUCAUGGAGAGUUUCUUGGGAACGGCGUUAGCGGGAACAGUCUUCUGUUUAUUUGGUGGCCAACCACUCAUCAUCCUCAGUUCAACUGGACCCAUCCUCAUCUUUGAAAAACUGCUCUAUGAGUUUAGCAAGUCAAACAGCAUCGACUACAUGGAGCUGCGCCUGUGGAUCGGUCUGCACUCGUGCUUCCAGUGUCUGAUCCUGGUGGCGACGGACGCCAGCUUUAUCAUCAAGUACAUGACGCGCUUCACCGAGGAGGGCUUCUCCAGCCUCAUCUCCUUCAUUUUCAUCUCCGACGCCAUCAAGAAGAUGGCGGGCUCCUUCAAGUACUACCCCAUCAACCGCGGCUUCAAGCCCGACUACGUCACCACCUACAAGUGCGAGUGCUUGGCGCCGGAUCAGAUUCCUCUGGGUCCUGAUAACAUGACUGAGUUGUAUAACAUGACAGGUCUGGACUGGAGCCAGCUCAGUAAGAAGGAGUGCCUCAAGUACGGCGGCGACCUGGUGGGCAAGGCCUGCAAGUACGUGCCGGACCUGGCCCUCAUGUCCUUCAUCCUGUUCUUCGGCACCUACUCCAUGACCGUCUCGCUCAAGAAGUUCAAGACCAGCCGCUACUUCCCUACCAAGGUGCGCUCCCUGGUUGGGGAUUUCGCCAUCAUCAUCUCCAUCCUGGUGUUCUGUGGCCUGGACUGCCUGCUGUCCCUGGAGACUCCCAAACUGCAUGUCCCCACAGAGAUCAAGCUUCGUAAGCUCAUCAGUGAUUUUUCCAUCUUCAUGUCAAUCAUGACGUUCGUGGGCCUUGACAUGCUCAUGGGCCUAGGUACGCCUAAGCUAAUCGUUCCCACAGAGUUUAAGCCCACAAGGUCAGACCGCGGAUGGAUCGUCAUGCCCUUUGGGAAGAACUCAUGGUGGGUAUACCUGGCCAGCGCCGUCCCUGCGCUGUUGGUCACCAUCCUCAUCUUCAUGGACCAGCAGAUCAGUGCUGUCAUCGUCAACCGCAAAGAGAACAAACUUAAGAAGGGCUGCGGGUACCACCUGGACUUGUUCUGGGUGGGCAUCCUGAUGGCCGUCUGCUCCUUCCUGGGGUUGCCAUGGUACGUGGCUGCCACCGUUAUCUCCAUCGCCCACAUCGACUCCCUGAAGAUGGAGAGCGAAUCGAGCGCACCAGGCGAGCAGCCACAGUUCCUGGGAGUUCGGGAACAGAGGGUGACGGGGAUACUGGUGUUUGUAUUGACCGGAGUCUCCAUAUUCCUUGCUCCCAUACUUCAGUAUAUUCCCAUGCCUGUUCUCUAUGGAGUUUUCCUGUAUAUGGGGGUGGCAUCUCUAAAUGGCAUUCAGUUCUGGGAGAGGAUUAAGUUGUACCUCAUGCCAGCCAAGCACCAGCCAGACUUCACCUUCUUGCGGCACGUGCCCCUGCGCCGGGUCCAUCUCUUCACCCUGGUGCAGAUCACCUGCCUGGCCGUGCUCUGGAUCCUCAAAUCCACCAUGGCUGCCAUCAUCUUCCCAGUCAUGAUCCUGGGGCUGAUGGUGGUGCGGAAGCUUCUGGACUACAUGUUCUCCCAGCACGACUUGGCCUGGCUGGACGACAUCCUGCCCGAGAAGGACAAGAAGAAAGCGGAGGAGAAGAAGAAAAAGAAGGACAAGAAGAAGGGCAAAGCUGCGCAGCAUGACAGCGACGAGGAGAAGUAUCAGGCUUGUUCCCCCGAUGAUGCCGAACUGGACCGCAGUGUCACCCUGCACCUGAAGAUCUCCUGCCCCCCCUCCCCGGUCCAGAGCCCCCCUGCCGUCCACCAGCAGGCCUUCUGCCCCCUGCCUCAGGUCAGGAUUCAGGUGGACUCGGACUACGAGGACUCCGACCCUCCUCGUCUGCCUCACCUUCAUCAUCAGCAUCAUCCUCACCCUCUUCUUCAUCCUCACAGGGGCUGGGACCUGGACUAUGGCACCCAGUUGUAAUCUCUUGAGAGACACCAGACAUCUCUCUUGAGAGUGUGUAUCAUUCACAAUCCAACAGGGACACGCUUUCCACAACUGCUGUAACUAGGAGACAGAGAGAGAGAAAGAAUGGUCAGAAUGAUAAGUCUCCCUUUUAAUGCAUUUAAUGGUGGUAGCUGCCCAGUGAUGCUUUUGGGAAACAUCUAGGCCUGGUGUCCAAAAAGCAUGGCUAAAGGAGCUUUCAGAGAAAGAGAAAGAGAGAGGGAAAAUGAUCUGUUCCAUUGUCAUCGGGUGUUUGGAUUGCGGUGUCAGAAGUGUCGACAAUGCUAUGCUUCUUAGAGAUCAUGUUUGAUGGCAGGACUUCAUCAUACUCACAUAUGAAGGAUAACAAAAUGAUCUUAGUACUGACACAUACAGAUGACUACAUAAUAAGCACACAAAUGGUGACAAUUUAAUUUGUAAUUUUGUUUGUAUUGGACUUUCUAGGUUAUUUUUUUUUCUUUUAAUGAUGAUUUACGUCCAGUAUUAAAGGAGCAACCAAAUGUUUAAUCGAAAUAAAUAGCAAAACACUAUUGUACGUGAACAUAUUUUUCUUUCUGCUAUCUCAGCUUUUGCUCAUAAAUCAUUAGUGUGUGUAUUAUUAAACGGUGUCAAAGCAGUUGAAUGAAUGAGUGUGCAUAAGGCUGUGUGAUUGAGAGACAAUGUAAUUAAAAAAUGUAAAGAUAAAAUUGCAUGUAAUAUAAUAAAAAUGUAUUUAAUCUAAAA
Alosa alosa (allis shad) is the source of this 4540-nucleotide messenger RNA. It is a transcript of the gene slc4a5b, whose product is annotated as solute carrier family 4 member 5b. The record is from RefSeq and is a predicted model, not a curated record. Gene Ontology annotation, biological process: regulation of intracellular pH; monoatomic anion transport; bicarbonate transport. Gene Ontology annotation, molecular function: solute:inorganic anion antiporter activity; sodium:bicarbonate symporter activity; monoatomic anion transmembrane transporter activity. The transcript has 25 exons. NCBI's taxonomy places the organism in Eukaryota, Metazoa, Chordata, Actinopteri, Clupeiformes, Clupeidae. Gene Ontology annotation, cellular component: plasma membrane. The coding region runs from base 512 to 3796 and encodes 1094 amino acids.